Messenger RNA from Fusarium redolens, 470 nucleotides. RefSeq lists its product as uncharacterized. Lineage: Eukaryota; Fungi; Ascomycota; Sordariomycetes; Hypocreales; Nectriaceae. Bases 49 to 291 code for a protein of 80 amino acids. The transcript has 2 exons. The record is from RefSeq and is a predicted model, not a curated record.
UUUUUUUUUUUUUUUUUUUUGGUCUGGUCUGGCCUGGCCUGGCCUGGCAUGGCUGAGUUACCCAGCACCCGGCACCUUUACACCUUGACAAAUGCCGAUACCACCCUUGUCAAGCUGCAAUACAACUCUACAGCUCUAGUGCAGUUGGAGUUGCAUUCGCAGUACAUGCUCCGGUUGUUGGAGUGGAUGUGCAGCCAACAGAGGCCUUCCCGUCCAAUGACAUCACGAGGAGCCCUCCUGAAGGUCCACGAAGAAACUCUACUCGACCUACUCCGUACCUCAAGGUACUGAACUCUACUCGUAAUGUGCGGAUACGAGCACACAGUUCCCGUUCUCUUGCAGUGAUGCUCCAUCCAUCGCCAGGAACACCCGCAGGUCCCUUUCGUUUUGGGUGAGACCUGCACCACGCCUGUGAUUGCUUUUCACGAAUAGGGCCAGAUUGCCUUCAAUCAUUGUACUCCUUUGCUAAA